AUGUCCCAAUUCAAUAAAAAGGACGAUGAGGACGCCGGAGUGGUGAGGGUGGACCGCACAUCGGUCUUUCAAGAAGCGCGCGUCUUCAACACAUCUCCCGUCUCUCCCCGCCGAUGCCGCAUUCUGCUCACCAAAAUCGCCCUCCUCCUCUUCACUGGCGAGAAGUUCCCCACCAACGAAGCCACGUCCCUCUUCUUUGGCAUCUCGAAGCUCUUCCAGAAUAAAGAUGCCUCCCUGCGCCAGAUGGUCUACUUGGUCAUCAAGGAGCUGGCCAAUACCGCAGAGGAUGUCAUCAUGGUCACGAGCAGUAUUAUGAAGGAUACGGCGGUUGGGAGCGAUGUCGUGUACCGCGCCAAUGCCAUUCGAGCUCUGUGCCGGAUAAUAGACGCCUCCACAGUCCAGGCGAUUGAACGAAACAUCAAGACGGCUAUUGUGGACAAGACCCCCUCCGUCUCUUCCGCAGCCUUGGUUUCUUCCUACCACCUCCUCCCAAUUGCACGUGAUAUCGUUCGAAGAUGGCAGAGCGAGACACAGGAAGCUGCCUCUUCCUCCAAGUCUUCCGGCGGAUUUAUGGGAUUCGGCGGAUCUUCCCACCAAAUGGCCGCGUCCAACACAAACUACAUGACACAGUACCACGCCAUUGGCCUGCUUUAUCAGAUGCGUUCCCACGAUCGCAUGGCAUUGGUGAAGAUGGUGCAGCAGUACAGCGCCGCCGGUGUCACCAAAUCGCCAGCUGCGCGAGUUAUGCUGGUUCGACUGGCUGCCAAGCUUCUCGAGGACGACCCUGGCAUGCGAAAACCGAUGUUGAAACUCCUGGACGAAUGGCUGCGCGACAAGAGUGAAAUGGUCAACUUUGAAGCUGCUAAAGCAAUUUGCGACGUACCAGAUCUCACAGACGCGGAGGUCGGCCAAGCGAUUCAUGUUCUCCAGCUUUUCCUCACCUCUCCACGAGCAGUCACCAAGUUCGCCGCCAUCAGGAUUCUACACCAAUUUGCCUCGUUCAAGCCAGACGCUGUACGACAGUGCAACCCAGACAUCGAAUCACUCAUCUCCAACUCCAACCGCUCCAUUGCAACGUUCGCCAUUACCACCCUUCUCAAGACUGGAAAUGAAGCUUCCGUUGACCGACUCAUGACCCAAAUCAGCACGUUCAUGUCCGAAAUCACAGACGAGUUCAAGGUCACUAUCGUUGAGGCUAUCCGUACGCUCUGCUUGAAGUUCCCCUCCAAGCAGGCGCGCAUGCUGGCCUUCCUGUCCGGGAUCCUGCGCGAUGAGGGUGGAUAUGAAUUCAAACGUAGUGUGGUGGAAAGCAUGUUUGACCUCAUCAAGUUCGUCCCGGAUAGCAAAGAAGAUGCACUGGCCCAUUUGUGCGAGUUCAUCGAGGAUUGCGAGUUCACAAAGCUUGCCGUGAGGAUUCUUCAUCUUCUUGGUAUGGAAGGACCGAAGACAGCGCAGCCUACCAAGUACAUCCGGUACAUUUAUAAUAGGGUAGWGUUGGAGAACGCGAUAGUUCGCGCUGCCGCCGUCACUGCGCUUGCCAAGUUCGGUGUGGGACAAAAGGACAAAGAGGUGAAGAGGAGCGUAAAUGUCUUGUUGACGAGAUGUUUGGACGACUUGGAUGAUGAGGUGCGAGAUCGUGCGGCGUUGAACUUGAGACUGAUGAAGGAAGAGGAUGAUGAGGUUGCUGCGCGCUUCGUGCGAAAUGACUCGAUGUUCUCUCUCCCCGUAUUGGAAGAUCAACUGGCUCACUACGUCAACGGCUCAUCGGCCGAGGCGUUUGCCAAACCCUUCGACUUUGUCAAUGUACCGGUCGUCACACGCGAGCAGUCCCUCGCAGAGGACCGAACGAAGAAACUCACAACCGCCACACCUACACUCAAAGCACCCACACUCGGACCUAAGAAGUCGGAAAGCUCUGCUGCAGAAGCAGCAGCCAAUGCAACUGUCGUCUCUCAACGAUACGCACAACAACUCUCCGCCAUUCCAGAGUUCUCGUCAUAUGGCKCUGUGCUGAAGAGCAGUCCUAUCAUCGAGCUCACCGAAAGCGGAACUGAAUACGUCGUCGCGGCGAUCAAGCAUCUGUUCAGCGACCACGUGGUUUUGCAGUUCAACGUCAAGAACACUCUUGCCGACUAUGUUCUCGCGGACGUGAGCGUGCUGUGUAAUCCUUCCGCGGGCGAGGACGGCGAAGCGAGCGUUCUCGAGGACGACGGCUUCAUCAUCCCUGUUGAGCUAUUGAAGAGCGACGAGCCCGGCAGUGUCUACGUCAGCUUCUCGAAACCCGCCGGCCAGUUCAUUACUGCAAGCUUCACAAACGUGCUUAAAUUCACACUCAAGGAGAUCGACCCUAGUACGGGCGAACCCGAGGACUCUGGAUACGAAGAUGAAUACGAAGUCGGCGAUCUGGAACUUACUGGCAGCGACUACGUUGUUCCUGCUUUCGCGGGCUCAUUCGAUAACAUCUGGAGCAGUCUGCCUGAUUCCGAGGAGGUAUCUGAGACAUUACAACUCGAGCACGCCAAGAGCAUYGCAGACGCGGUGGAGAGUCUUGUUGCGAGCUUCGGUAUGCAGCCACUGGAGGGCAGCGAAGUUGCUUUGAGCCAAAGCACACAUACGCUGAGAUGUUAUGGUAAGAGUGUGUUGGGUGGCAAGGUCGCAGUACAGGUUCGGAUGGCGUUCUCGGCGAAGAGUGGAGUCACGGUGAAGAUUACAGGGAGGAGUGAGGAGGAGGGACUGGCUGCAGCUGUUUUGGGUGGUAUUGCUUGA
Messenger RNA from Ramularia collo-cygni, 2766 nucleotides. RefSeq names its product probable Coatomer subunit gamma. Lineage: Eukaryota; Fungi; Ascomycota; Dothideomycetes; Mycosphaerellales; Mycosphaerellaceae. Gene Ontology annotation, biological process: protein secretion; intracellular protein transport; endoplasmic reticulum to Golgi vesicle-mediated transport. Gene Ontology annotation, cellular component: endoplasmic reticulum-Golgi intermediate compartment; COPI vesicle coat; endoplasmic reticulum. Bases 1 to 2766 code for a protein of 921 amino acids. Gene Ontology annotation, molecular function: structural molecule activity. The record is from RefSeq and is a predicted model, not a curated record. The transcript has 4 exons.